ACCUGAAUGCGAGGUAGUGACUUCAUGGUGUGGCGCGAUUAUUAUUUACACUUCGAUAAGGAACAGUCAAUUGUGCAUCGAGCAAGGAAAUUGGCGCUGCCAUGGAGCCGCGGGACUGCUGAUUUUGACCGAGUUUCUCUCAAUUUUGGUGCCGAAGCGGGGACCCCCAAGAUGGAGCGGUGGACCGUGUACGCGGUGACGCUGCAGAUCUUCGCCGCUAUCGCUCGUGCUACCGAGGAUUUUCGCCACAUCUCGUACGAAGAUUUAGCAGACACCAGCAUGUUUCGACAAGAGGGAGUCACGACUUAUUCUCAGCUGCUUUUCGACGUGGCGCGACAGCAGGUCGUCGUCGGAGCACGGGAUAAUUUGUACCGCUUGACUCUGACGUCGCUGACGGACCUGGAGCACGCCUCCUGGUCCGCGCCGGAGGACAAGGUCAAUACCUGUCAGAAUAAGGGCCAGAGUGUCGAGGACUGUCAUAAUUACAUCAAGGUGCUCCUCAGCAACGGCAAGAGUCUCUUCACCUGCGGCACUUACGCAUUCAGCCCGUGGUGCACGUGGCGAGAGAUCGAGAAUAUAACAACCGUGACCAGUGAGAUGUCGGGCGUGGCCAUGUGCCCGUACUCACCGCACACAAAUGUCACGGCACUUCUCUCGAGGGGUCCUUCCGGUGGGCUCUUCGCCGGCGCGUCGACGGAUUUUUCCGGAGCUGAUUCCACGAUCUACAGAACACUGGCCUCGCCGAAUCUCAGGACUCAGCAAUACGAUUCUAAGUGGCUGAACGACCCGCAGUUCGUCGGCAGCUUCGAGACCGAGGAUCACGUGUACUUUCUAUUUCGCGAAUCCGCCGUGGAAUACAUCAACUGCGGCAAGAAAAUAUACUCGAGGAUAGCAAGGGUUUGUAAGAACGACCGAGGUGGUGGAGAGACGUGGUACAUGGUGAAGGACGUGUGGACGACUUUCAGCAAAGCUCGUUUAAAUUGUUCUCUACCUGGCGAAUUCCCAUUCUACUACGAUGAGAUCCAAGGCGCGGCUUAUCAUCCGGAAGAGGGAACGAUUUAUGCGACCUUCACGACUCCAAUUAACGGCAUCGCGGGCUCGGCGAUCUGUGCGUUCGACAUGUCGGCCGUCGCCGCGAGUUUUAACGGGCCUUUCAAGCAUCAGGAAAACGCGGGCGCCGCCUGGGAAAGACGACCGAUCACCCAUCGUCAUCAUCAAAGCUGCGGACCUCUAUCCAGCACCAAUCCGCAGCAGGUCAUUGACAGUCAGUGGUACCAGCUGAUGGACGACGCGGUGCAGAGCACGAUGCUGGAACCGCUGCACACCGCGACUCUCGAGCGGUUCACUCACAUCGCUGUGGACGUUACUCCGACCAAGCUCCAUCGCAGCGUGACCGUUCUCUACGUCGCCACGGCGACCGGUCUGAUCAAGAAGAUCUCUGUCCUGCCUAGAACGCAGGAGACCUGCAUCGUCGAAGUUUGGGGACCCUUGCCCUCGCCACCGCUGACGUUGCAAUUCCUCAAAGACACACAGAGUCUCUAUGUCGGCAUGGAAAGUGGCCUCUUGCGCAUACCUGCCGUUCAGUGUCACCGUCAUCGGAGCCGUCAAGCGUGCUUGAACGCCCAGGAGCCAUAUUGCGGGUGGAACGAGCAUCUCAUGAAGUGCGCACAGGCACCGAAGCAGGAUUAUUUGGCGAAUCAUUGGCAUCAGGAGGUCACCAAAUGUCCAGUGCUUACCGAUCCUGUCGACGGAGGCUGGAGUGCGUGGAGUCCAUGGUCGCCCUGCCAGCACAGCACAGGAGAACAAUCAUCCGAACAUCACGCUCACUCGCAUUCACAUAGCGAACACACAGAGAAGAUCGACACGUGUCAGUGUCAGACCAGGGAAUGCAAUAAUCCACCACCACAGCACGGUGGCGAGAGUUGCACGGGUGCGCGUGUCAGAGUGACAAAUUGCACCGUACACGGCGGUUGGACCGCUUGGUCAGGUUGGUCGUCGUGCUCUCAGACCUGCGGUUUCGCGAUGAAAACCCGCCGGCGAACCUGCACGAAUCCGGCGCCUGCAUUCGGCGGACGAGUUUGCGUCGGGCACGAUCACGACGAUAUCAUGUGCAUCGAUCUGCCGCCCUGUCCCGUUCCCGCCAAAGCCAAUCCGCCGCCUCAAAAUGGUCAGUGGUCGGCCUGGGGACCCUGGCAGGCGUGUUCGAAACCGUGCAACGGCGGAAUACGCGUCAGAAAGAGAAUGUGCGACAGUCCAUCGCCGAAGAAAAGUGGUAUCGAAUGUCCAGGAUGCGAUUUUCAGAUCGAGGAUUGUAAUACUCAUGAAUGUGCUGAAACGAAGCGGUACUCCGGAUGGACUCCUUGGUUGGCCGUGAAUUCUAGUUUGCAAAGCGGUAGCACGGUUUAUCUGGAGAAACGUUUCCGAUUCAGCUGUCGUGCGCAGACGUAUGAUCCUUCGAGCGUGCGAGUGCAACUCGCCAAGGAGGAAGAACGUUUCUGCAGGAAUGACGGGUCCUGCUUAAGAGGGAAAGAUGCGUACGUGGAGUCCAACGAGGGUGGCUGGGGUGAAUGGUCUUCUUGGGGCUCGUGCAGCCGUCCUUGUGGAAGAGGUAUUCAGCAUAGGACGAGACAAUGCGAAGCGCCGCCUUGCGAUAUUGGUCUCAGUACACAGAACAGAGUCUGCAAUUCGCAUCAAUGUAACGUGAAUUCUGGCAAUGGCAAUACAGUAGAAGGUCAAUGGUCCUGUUGGACGGAAUGGUCCGAGUGCUCGGCCACCUGUGGUAUAGGAGUGCGUACGAGGACGAGAGAAUGCCUCGGUCCAGAAAGUUGCAAUGGUCCAAGAAUGGCCAGAGAAAACUGCGAAAUAGCCAGUUGUGAAUCGCUUGCCGGUUGGGACACUUGGUCGCAUUGGACUCCUUGCGAUGGCGACCGUCAGCAACACCGGAAGCGAACGUGUCUUCAGCAUGGACUUGGCAUGUGUCAGGGACUGACUCGUGAAACACGCGAUUGUCUUCCGGACUGCUCGGAUAAUGAUGUAAACGCCUUGCCUUCAAGCGUGGAGACUUUGGGCGUCACGGUGGGCGCGGCGGCGAGCGGCUGUGUGGCCAGUUUCAUCAUUGGCAUAGCCUUAACCGUGAUGUUAUGCUUCUAUUACGUGAAGCGACGCAAGUCGAGCAUUCCAGGGAGUCCACAUUAUAUCAGUAAACAGAAUUCUUACGUCACCGUGCCGUUGAAAGAGGUAAACGCAAAGCGACAGCCCAGUUUUUCGGGCAGCACCAAUGGAAACGGAACUCUACGCAACAAGAACAAUCCCAAUGUCAACGGCCUUGGCAGUCCCAAGUUAUAUCCAAAGAGUCUAGACUACGAAUCCGCCACCCUGAAGCGUAACAGUCACGGCCAGCAACAUAUCCGUGCCGAUCUCGAUCAAGACAAGUAUUACUGAGCGAAUUAUCUGCACGGAUAUCAGCAUCGUCUGAAUGGCGAUCUAUGGUCUUUUCAGACACGUGACUUUUGUGAUUUAUUUAUUCAGUGAAUCGCAAAUAAUAUUGCUGAUGGCAAACGCAAACUUAUUUUAUACAUUUGGCAGCUGUGAAUAAACUUUGUUGAUCGAUUUGCCGUUCGAUUAAUGUGAAAGUGACAAGUGUGAAAACAAACUUCCUUUUACGGGAAGAGUGUAUCUACUUAAUUAAGUUAAGGCGAUAUACAUACAAUCAAGCAAGUGCCUGUCUGGAAGAUUAUGUUUUUAGUAUUAGGUAAGCGAUUUACGCAAUCUUCGAUGUUCGAGAGUUAAUGACGUUGCAAUUAACGACACAAAUAAGUUGACGAGGUUGUUCAGUGUCGAAUAACAAAAAUUCGAUGAUUUAAAAGGAAUAUGACAAUAUUUUUUUUCAGUCGUCGUCUUUUAAGACACAAGAUACUUGUUGUGGCAUUUUGUGAUGCGUCCGGUGUACGAUGCCAUAACUCGGCGAACCCUAAGGAGAAAGUCAAUGUUCCGAGGAAGUUUAUAACAGUUUAUUUUUUGUUUUUGUAUAUAUAUUCUUCGUUAAAAGAGAGAGAGACAGAGGAUGCAAACGGAUGAAAUCGAGAAUCAAAUCCGCUCACUCUUGGGCAUUCGCCUUUGACUCAUCUGUAUAAAGUUUCAUAAUUUUUCAUAUAAAUAAAUUUUUAUACAUUUAA
Molecule: messenger RNA, 4175 nt
Organism: Pogonomyrmex barbatus (red harvester ant)
Lineage: Eukaryota; Metazoa; Arthropoda; Insecta; Hymenoptera; Formicidae
Gene: Sema5c
Product: Semaphorin 5c
Biological process (GO): semaphorin-plexin signaling pathway; neural crest cell migration; axon guidance
Cellular component (GO): plasma membrane
Molecular function (GO): chemorepellent activity; semaphorin receptor binding
Source: RefSeq, a predicted model, not a curated record